CUGUCGUAGGGCGUGUUUGACCGGAUUGCCCGCAUCUGGUCUUCACAAGAUAUUGUAAGGCGAAAUUAAUAACAUUUGCAAACAUUGUAGAAGAUAACGGCAACAAUAAAUUAUUUAAUAAUAAUUGAAAAAUAAGCCGUAUAAAAGGAGGGAUUAGCGUGGAGAUCAGACAGACGACUGCGGUAUCCGAAGAGCUAAAACUCGAGAAACGCAAGGGGAACCACCAGGCUUACGUUUCGACAUGAAGAUGCUUCAAGGAAUUCAGACUGUUCUUUUACUUUCCUGUCAGUUUUGGUUUGUGACCAGAGGAGAGGCGGUGUUGACGUGGAGGGAAAACGACAGAAAUGUAAAUCAGAAAAAAUAUAUUGAUCUGGUUGGUGUUGAAGCACCAAGAGGUGGAAAGAGAGGAAUUGAUCUGGCUGGUAUUGAAGCACCAAGAGGUGGAAAGAGAGGAAUUGAUCUGGCUGGUGUUGAAGCACCAAGAGGUGGAAAGAGAGGAAUUGAUCUAACUGGUUUUGAAGCACCAAGAGGUGGAAAGAGAGGAAUUGAUCUGGCUGGUAUUGAAGCACCAAGAGGUGGAAAGAGAGAAAUUGAUCUGGCUGGUGUUGAAGCACCAAGAGGUGGAAAGAGAGGAAUUGAUCUGGCUGGUGUUGAAGCACCAAGAGGUGGAAAGAGAGGAAUUGAUCUGGCUGGUAUUGAAGCACCAAGAGGUGGAAAGAGAGACAUUGACCUGGCUGGUAUUGAAGCACCAAGAGGUGGAAAGAGAGGAAUUGAUCUGGCUGGUAUUGAAGCACCAAGAGGUGGAAAGAGAGGAAUUGAACUGGCUGGUAUUGAAGCACCAAGAGGUGGAAAGAGAGGAAUUGAUCUGGCUGGUGUUGAAGCACCAAGAGGUGGAAAAAGAGACAUCAAUCUGGUGGGUGCUGAAGCACCAAGAGGUGGAAAGAGAGACGUUAAUCUGGCUGGUAUUGAAGCACCAAGAGGUGGAAAAAGAGACGUUACUCUGGCUGGUGUUGAAGCACCAAGAGGUGGCAAAAGAAACAUUGAUCUGACUGGUAUUGAAGCACCAAGAGGUGGCAAGAGGAGGACCAUAAUUUAUCUGGCUGGCAUUGAAGCACCAAGAGGUGGAAAGAGAGAAAUUGAUCUGACUGGCGUUGAAGCACCAAGAGGUGGAAAGUAAAUAUAUUAAUCGUUAUUGAUGAAAUGGAGAACAAAUUAUUAAAAGGAAAUUAUACAAAAUGAAAAUAUAUAAUAAGCUAAUGUGAAGAAUAUAUGAAAGUGUAGGUGAAAUAACUUAGGUAAGCAUGUAUUAUCACCUAAUAUAUAGAAGUAACCAAACAAUGUAUUAAGUCACUUCUCCAUGCAUAAUACUGGAAGGUGUUCUUAAAUUGAACUAAAUAUAAUUUGCAAUGUCAUAUUA
Dendronephthya gigantea is the source of this 1417-nucleotide messenger RNA. RefSeq names its product collagen alpha-1(XXVII) chain-like. The record is from RefSeq and is a predicted model, not a curated record. The transcript is spliced from 2 exons. Bases 242 to 1177 code for a protein of 311 amino acids. Lineage: Eukaryota; Metazoa; Cnidaria; Anthozoa; Malacalcyonacea; Nephtheidae.